AUGCAGAUCACCAACGACGAGACGUUGGAGAUUGUGCCGAGAGCACUCAAAGCAAUGGGCGUGUCCGAUGGCCAAGCCAAACUAUGGCCCGGCACAGGCUUUACAGUCGGUGCUGAAAAUGAGACGGAAAAAGAAGCUGCCGAUGCGCUGAUUGGCUACUUCCUAUUGCAACAUAAGCGACAACUCGGUGGCGCAAAGUACAUCUGGAAGGUGGUCGUGUUCAAAUCUGAUCCUGGUGAGUUACAGCUAUUGUUCUAUGUUGAUGCCGACGCGCACCCGGAGAAGCGUAGAGCGGACAAGGCAGGAGCUGUCAGAUCCACAGCUGUUGGUAAAGGUGCAAGCCGCACAAGCUAUGUAAGGGAGCAUAUUUUCCGAGCGCGCCUAUGA
This is a messenger RNA of Parastagonospora nodorum SN15, 387 nucleotides long. RefSeq lists its product as hypothetical. Lineage: Eukaryota; Fungi; Ascomycota; Dothideomycetes; Pleosporales; Phaeosphaeriaceae. The record is from RefSeq and is a predicted model, not a curated record. The transcript is spliced from 2 exons. Bases 1 to 387 code for a protein of 128 amino acids.